Molecule: messenger RNA, 1902 nt
Organism: Cricetulus griseus (Chinese hamster)
Lineage: Eukaryota; Metazoa; Chordata; Mammalia; Rodentia; Cricetidae
Source: RefSeq, a predicted model, not a curated record
GGCGGGGCGGGAAUCUGCCUUGGGUGGUCCCAGGCGCGACCCUGUUAGUGCAGGACACCCCACACGGUGUGGAUCCCUCACCCGAUGCUAAGCCCAGAGCCGUGGGGACGAAGUGUCCUCCUCCGGGGGCUUCGAACAGUUUCCGUCUCUGCUCCGAAGUGGGCGACUGAGAGGAGUGUGCUCCACCCUGGUGUGAAACCGAGCCCAGGACUUCGUGGCUCUUGUCUGUAGUGUCCACAGUGAUCCGCACCGUAUUGUGGUUUUAGACAAUGGCGAAGUUCAUGACUCCUGUGAUCCAGGACAACCCUUCCGGCUGGGGCCCCUGUGCAGUUCCUGAACAGUUUCGGGAUAUGCCCUACCAGCCUUUCAGCAAAGGAGAUCGGCUGGGGAAGGUUGCAGACUGGACGGGGGCCACGUACCAAGACAAGAGGUACACAAACAAGUACUCCUCUCAGUUUGGUGGGGGAAGUCAGUAUGCAUAUUUCCAUGAGGAGGAUGAGACGAGCUUCCAGCUAGUGGACACGGCGCGCACACAGAAGACUGCCUACCAGCGGAACCGGAUGAGAUUCGCACAGCGGAACCUCCGUAGAGACAAAGAUCGCCGGAACAUGGUGCAGUUCAACCUACAGACCCUGCCCAAGAGUGCCAAGCAGAAAGAGAGAGAACGAAUUCGCUUGCAGAAAAAAUUCCAGAAGCAAUUUGGAGUGAGACAGAAAUGGGACCAGAAGUCACAGAAACCCCGAGACUCUUCAGUUGAAGUUCGCAGUGACUGGGAGGUGAAGGAGGAGAUGGAUUUUCCUCAACUGAUGAAAAUGCGCUACUUGGAAGUGUCGGAGCCUCAAGACAUCGAGUGCUGUGGCGCACUGGAGUACUAUGACAAAGCCUUUGACCGCAUCACCACGCGGAGCGAGAAGCCUCUGCGGAGCAUCAAGCGCAUCUUCCACACCGUUACCACCACAGACGACCCUGUCAUCCGGAAGCUGGCAAAAACGCAGGGCAAUGUGUUUGCCACUGAUGCCAUCCUAGCCACACUGAUGAGCUGCACACGCUCUGUGUACUCCUGGGACAUUGUAGUGCAGAGAGUCGGGUCUAAACUCUUCUUUGACAAGAGGGACAACUCUGACUUCGACCUCCUGACUGUGAGUGAGACAGCCAAUGAGCCCCCUCAAGAUGAAGGCAAUUCCUUCAACUCACCCCGCAACCUGGCCAUGGAGGCCACCUACAUCAACCACAACUUCUCCCAGCAGUGCCUGAGAAUGGGGAGAGAAAGAUAUAAUUUCCCCAACCCAAACCCAUUUGUGGAGGAUGACAUGGAUAAGAAUGAGAUCGCCUCUGUUGCUUACCGUUACCGCAGGUGGAAACUUGGAGAUGACAUUGACCUUAUCGUCCGCUGUGAACAUGAUGGCGUCAUGACUGGAGCCACUGGGGAAGUGUCCUUCAUCAACAUCAAAACACUCAAUGAGUGGGACUCCAGGCAUUGUAAUGGCGUUGACUGGAGACAGAAGUUAGACUCUCAGCGUGGGGCUGUCAUCGCCACUGAGCUGAAGAACAACAGCUACAAGUUAGCGCGGUGGACCUGCUGUGCUUUGCUAGCCGGAUCUGAGUACUUGAAGCUCGGAUAUGUGUCCCGGUACCACGUAAAGGACUCCUCACGCCAUGUCAUCCUGGGCACCCAGCAGUUUAAGCCCAAUGAGUUUGCCAGCCAGAUCAACCUGAGUGUAGAGAAUGCCUGGGGCAUCCUACGCUGUGUCAUUGACAUCUGCAUGAAGCUGGAGGAGGGCAAGUACCUCAUCCUCAAAGAUCCCAACAAGCAAGUCAUCCGCGUCUACAGCUUGCCUGAUGGCACCUUCAGCUCUGAGGAAGACGAAGAGGAUGAGGAAGAAGAGGAGGAGGAAGAGGAAG